UCCGUUUCGGCCGGCCCUCUUCCAUCUGCGAUUGCCUCUUGUGCACUUCUAGUGGCCAGUCGGACUCUGGACUCAGUCCGAAGCUGUUCGUUCUACUACGUGACUCUUACUCGUUUUUCUCUUUUUGUUUCUGCCAUUUCUUCUUUUGACAUCAGACAAUUGAACCCUCGGCUAGUAUUCGUCCAUCACCACUGUGACGUGCCACUUCUUGCCAAGUGGAGUGCCCGACAGCUGUGACACUGAAAUCAAAAGAAAUCGAAAACAACUUUUUGACACAAAAGUGACCAACUUAUUCCAAAAAGGGCCGGCUCGUUGAUUCACCUGUUAGCCUAGACUGGUUUUUUGUUUCCCGUCACGUGCGUCACAUUUCUGAUUACAUUUUUUAAAAUAAGUUAUUGCGUUUAGUGCUGUGUUGAGUGAUUCGCCCGUGUGACAAGUUCCAGUCUGACAAAGGAAGAAAAAUAAGGCCGUUGGUUAAUUUGAAAUUUUGUCGUUUGUGAGUGACCCGAGUGGAAGGGAAGUCAGUCAGAGUCGACUGCUGACUUGUUUGUUUUUAUUGGCUGGACCAUCGGUCGAAAAAAAAGACGGGCCGCAAAGAAUUAUUUCACUAGUGGUUGGGGGCGAGAAAUGAUAACGGCCUCAUCGUCGGUCCAGUCGCAAGUGUCGACGGGCAACAAGUUACGCAACUCGCCUCUGUCGUUCAGCAUGUCUCUAUCGCCCGGCGCAGCCAGUUCUGCUAGUCCGGCUUCAUCAGUGGCCGAUUCGGCGGCGUCAGGAGUUUCAGGAGCCGGAGCCGGAAGGUCCGCAACGCCCAGUCCCGACCGGAACAACUUGUCGUUGGAUCACCGUCGCAGUCCGGUCGGCCGGUCGUCGCAUCACUUGGUGGGCGCUGCCGGACACCCGCACGACCUCUCCUCCUACAAUCCCAUCCGCCGGCCCAGCUCGGCCAACAGUCCGCCCGUCCGCGACAGCCCGCCCAGCCGAGGGGAGGCCAACCUCAACAGCCACUCGGCCGCCCUGCAGGCCUCGCUGUCCGGCUCGCUUCACGGGCCCGGCAUGUCGUCGUCCAUGUCGUUCGCCGCUCUACACGCGGCCGCAGCGGCCGCCGCCGCCAACCAGAGCGCCCUGCUCCACGGCAAGGCCGGCCUGCUGGGCGGCAUGGGCCCUGGCGUGCCAGUUUCGCUGGCCGGACUGACGGGCAUCCCUGGCAUGCCGGACGGCUACCACCCGGGCCUCUAUCUGGGCCACCCGGCAGCAGCCGCAGCGGCCGCAGCGGCCGCCGCCGCCGCCAACAUGCAGAACGCCGAGCGUUCGCUGUACGGGCACGGCCACCAUCACGGCGGCCACUCUCACGGGAUGCACUCGGGCGGCGGUGGUGGCGGGCACGGCCAGAACAGCCACCACCACCACCACAGCAGCGACCGCUCGCCGUACAGCAGCCACAGUCCGCCGCCCAUUUCCAGCACGGACCCGACGGCCAACGAGUGCAAGUUGGUGGACUACCGCAACCAGAAGGUGGCGGCCUUCGUCAUCCACGGCGAGACGAUGCUGUGCCUGCCGCAGGCCUUUGAGCUCUUCCUCAAGCACCUGGUCGGCGGCCUGCACACCGUCUACACCAAACUCAAGCGGCUGGACAUUGUGCCGCUCGUCUGCAACGUCGAGCAGGUCCGCAUCCUGCGCGGGCUCGGCGCCAUCCAGCCGGGCGUCAACCGCUGCAAGUUGCUCUCCUGCAAGGACUUUGACAUCCUCUACAGGGACUGCACCACUGCCAGUUCCAGGCCCGGCCGACCCCCGAAACGAUCUCCUUUGAUGGGUAUCACUUCACCGCAACACGACGUCCUAAUGAAGAUGAAGAAACCCCGGCUGGACAACGGCGACUACAUGCCCUACGAGAACGGCCACAACACAGAAUCGCGUGGGAUGGAAAAGUCUCCGCUGCUGGCCAAUGGAUACAACCCGCCACCGACCCAUCUGAACCCGAUGCAAUUCAUGGCGCUGAAUCACGCUGCCCAGCAGGCUGCCGCCGCCGCCGCCCAGCAUGCUCUGCUCGGCUCGCCCGGCUCCACCAUGCACCAGGCUGGACUGCAGGCCGGCCUGGCCAACCUAGCAGGUGCCAAUCACCACGGGCUGGCUUCCCAUAGCCAGGCGUCCGCCAACUACGCCGCUCACCACAGCGCUGCGGCCGCUGCCGCAGCUGCCGCCGCUGGCCACGCCAUGAUUAACCGGCCAGAGUCGGACGCUGUCAGCAAAGGCUCGUCUUCCGUCGACCCCAUGGCGGCUGCCAGGAGCGGAUUCUGGGAGAAUUGCCGGGCUGCCUACGAAGACGUCGUCAAACACCUGGAACGAUUGAAGGACGAUCGAUCGGAAUCGGAGAAGACAAGUUCGACGCUGGACGCCAAAGCCCGCGACCAUCAUCCCCAACACAACGGAUCGAGCGCUAGUCCCGUCCUCAACUUGUCGAAAGGGUGCGACGGUGUCAACAACAACGCUUCCGUCAGCCACGAAGACAAGGAGAUGGGACGCCACCACCACCACCAGCAGCCGCACGCUCAACAGGAGCUCCAGGACGGCCAUCACCAUCAUCAUCAUCACCAUCACCAGCAGCACCAGCAGGAGGAGGAGGAGGAGGAGGAAGAAGGGCGACGGGCCGGCGACGACGAGGAGGAGAGCAACAGCAGCGGCGGCGAGGAAAUGCCAUCUCCUCGGCCGCAUCAUCACCACGCGCUGGUCCACCACCCGUCGCUGCGUCGCCACGACGGCGGCGGCGGCGGUGGCGGCGUCGGUGGCGACGACGACCGCAGUGACGUUAAUGACGACGACGACGCCGACGAGGAGAAACACGCAGAGACCAGCGACGAAAUGGAUCGUGACGGGUCAUCGAGUCCCCGUCACAGCGACAAGAGCCAAUCGCACACGACGGUGGCGGCGGCGACAGCGGCCCAGGCGGCGGCUUGCGCUUCGUCGGCUUCGGCCCAGGCGGCCCACCAGGCGGCCCAACAGGCGGCUUCGGCCCAGGCGGCGUUCAAUUAUUCGGCGUUCCUUAACGCUUCCGUCAGUGGCGGUGGCGGCGAGUCGGUCAUGCUCGGCUCCACCGAGAAUCUUUUGCGCAACAUCCAGGGACUCCUCAAGGUGGCCGCCGAGAACGCCCGUCAACAGGACCGGCAGGCCAACUACGAAAAAGCCGAGCUGAAAAUGGAAAUCCUCCGCGAGCGGGAGUUGCGGGAAAGCAUCGAGAAGCAGAUGAUGGAAGAUCAACGUUCGCGAGUGCUUUACCAGAAGCGACUGAAAAAGGAGCGCCGGGCCCGCCGAAAGCUUGCCGAUCAACUCGAAUUGGAAACCAAACGCCGAUGCCAGUUUGAGGAGGCUCUCAAGACAACUUCGUCAGAGACUUUUCUUGUGAUAAGUGAAAAACUCAAUCAAGAGAUCGAUCAAGAGCGGAAAGGACGACAACAGCAGCCACCUUCUCAGACAACGGAGAGUAACGAGACAGCCAACACGAUUGAAAAUCGUGGAGUCUAUUACAAGAACUCUCUGCUCUUCACCAAUGCAUCGUAAGCAUUUGUGCACACACAAUUCUAGCCCCAUGCAACAACUCUCCUCUCCCUUGUCAACAAUAACAACAACAAAAAGUCUUGAUGUCCCUGUGUUCUGUAUUAUGUCGGCCGAUAUCUUUGAAAAAUCAUCGCGGAAAGCCAUUGAAAAAAAGGAAAUUUAGCUAUUUAAGAAGACGAUGAUGCAACCUACAUUUUGAAAGACGGAGCAAUUCUUUCUGAAUUCGAGCAGCGCAACGGUGUCGUCUUGUCCGAAUCAUUUCUAUUAUAUACUAUAAUAUUUCGUAUACGCUGUAUUCCGUUUUGGAUUUUUAUUUUCCUUUUCGGUGUGUCGAUCGGCUCUCAUUUCUACGUGAAUGUGUGUGCGUGUCAUUUUUUCUAUAUAUUAGAUCCAUUUUUCUCAUCUUAUAUAGCCGUCAUAAGCUAGCACGAUGGUAGACGUAAUUUGCAUUCAUGGUGUUAAUAUCAUUUUCUCGGAUCUUCCCCACUUAUUGGAUCUUGUCGGCCGCGAACUUCGCUCGGGCGACGAGAAGACAAUUUUAAUUAUUAUUAUUAUUAUUUUUAUUAUUGUCACGAUUCUUGGCUGUUGUCUGUUUAAUUCAUUCGUCUCACUCUUAUAUACGCAACCAGCAUUUGCCGUUAUCGGUGUAUAGGAUAUGUUGGGCUGGACAAAAAAAAAAGAAAAGAAAAGAAGAUUUUGACGAUAGUUUUUCAGUGAUGUUUCGAAAUUUAUACCCGGUACACCGUACGACAAAUAGUUUAUGUAAAAUUGUGGGCUCCAUUACCUCAGUUUGAUUGUGCUCCGUGUCUAACUAUUUCAUUUUAUAUCUCCCCCCCCCCUCCUCCUCCUUCCCAAUUGAAAAUUGAUUGUGCUGUAAUCCCCCCCGUUGAUGUGUGAGACGACUAAGCGUCGACAGGUUUGGCGCUUUUUUCGAAAAAAUUAAGGCAUUCGGACAUUUUUUUAAAAAGAGAGUCAUUGGCGUGAAGACUGGCGAGAUCAUUUUGUCUAGAAAAGUGCAUACUAGCGAUCUCAAAUCUGACUGCAACAUGUACAAAAAACAAGAAAAAGAAUUUAAUCGCAAGCCAGGCCUAUGUUAUGUAAUAGCUGAUCGAAGUUUGCUGCUGCUGGGCCUCUAAUGCGCAUUAAGAAUUUUUUUUUAGAUGCACUUUUCUAUGGUUUAUAAGCCUAUAGGGUCAACUUUGUAAUACCACCAUCACUUUGGAUCUUAUAUAGCGUAUACAUCUUGGGUUUUCUUACGUAUUGUGUGAAUUAAAAAAUAACAAAAGUUAAUCUUAUAUUUCCUUUUUAUUUUGCGGGCGUCACUCCAGUAAUGUGUGUGUGUGUGUGUGUGUUUUUAUUUUUUAUUCUCUCGAUUUGCACUGUUUUAUUUUGUUUGUGUUUGUUUCUUUCCCCCCUGUCUUGAUGGGAAAAGGUCGACUAAAAUGGAAAAAAAAUUUGACGUAACCCACCUUUUCUUCGAUUGCCUGUUCAUAGCUCUAUCCAAUCAUCGUAUACUUCAUACUUUAUUACUGUUCUCCCAAUUGCCCAGGUCUUCGUCUGUUGUUGAUUAGUUACCUUUUCCUACAUUACAACCCCACCCGCGACUUCUUGUGUACGAAGAGGUGUUUCCCUGCCCCCCUCUCCUCCUCCUCCCUCCCUCCACACCGACUGUGUGAUCACUCUUGUGUUCCGUUACACACCUGCCCUUUAUACCCUUGAUACUUAUUCUUGUUUUGCUUCACGGCAGCAAGUUUUCUUAUUUGUGCUUCUUGCGUGUUUGUGUCUUAUUAAACGCUAUUGAAUACCUUUGA
Daphnia pulicaria is the source of this 5363-nucleotide messenger RNA. RefSeq lists its product as uncharacterized. The transcript is spliced from 11 exons. The record is from RefSeq and is a predicted model, not a curated record. Bases 628 to 3555 code for a protein of 975 amino acids. Lineage: Eukaryota; Metazoa; Arthropoda; Branchiopoda; Diplostraca; Daphniidae.